Messenger RNA from Pieris macdunnoughi, 1695 nucleotides. Lineage: Eukaryota; Metazoa; Arthropoda; Insecta; Lepidoptera; Pieridae. The record is from the annotation of a GenBank genome assembly.
AUGGCUAAAAAGAAACAAAUUCAAUUAUUUAUUGAUAUAAACAAUCAAAGGGAGUUUGACUACAUGCUUGAACAUAACUUAGAUAGAAUAAUUUGUGUCGAAGUAUUUUGUGAAUUCUCAGGACCUUGUUCUGCCUUGGACCAUCUGUUUGUCAGGAUGAAGCUUGAUUGGAGCGAUGGUCAACUGGUUCUUUUGAGGGUCUUAGCUGAUGAAGUAGAUGCAUUACGAAGGUUUAGAUAUCAAAGCCAACCCGUAUAUUUAUUUAUAUUGAACAAAAGAAUAACGUCGAUUUUCCGAGGUGUGGACAACAUAAGAUUUGCGGAGAUGGCUAAGAGAGAAAUCGAUCUGUACAAACAAUACCAGAAGGGUAUCAGCUUUGAGCGACCGACUUAUGAGAUUAGUGAACCCAUGCCGGAAGAUCUUGAAUGGCUAGCCAAGUACACCGAAGACAAGCAGCUUGAAAUUCAACAGCAAGAAGCCUGUCGAGCAGCACGGCAAGCGGCUCGAAAACGGCAUCGGGCCGAGCUGAUGAUUCCUCACCUGCAACAGCUAAACUUUGUGCUGUACUGGCCCCAUGCAAAGCACGCACAUCCAGAACUUUACGAACGUUGGGAUUUGAAUAAUAUAAUAAUGGUAGGACGCGAAGAAAUAAAUAUGGAUCGAACUACAGCUGAAGAUAUACUGUACGCCGGAGACGCAGACAUAAAUGAAGCUUCCAUGCACAUGUUGACUUCAUCACCAGCUCUGGCCAUAUGCUUUAGACUACUUGAUCUGGAUAAGCAUUUUGUCACUUUAGUUCGUAAAAUACUUUAUGAAGAUAUCACUCCUUCGGAUACAAAAGAAGAACAGCAGACAGCUUUCGAUAAAUACAAGUCUUUCAGUCCUACUAAAGAAGAGAUCUGGGAACGUAGGCUUGAGGAAAGACAAAGAAAACAGGAAGAAGCAAUAGAAAAGCGAGCUCGUCGCCUCUCUGAGAUGCAACGAUUAGCUCGCCAAGCUAUUCAGGACGCUAUUGAAGCUAGACGACUUGAGAAAGAGCGACGGAAAUUAGAGCUUUUAAAGGCUGGGAAUUUGUUAGCUUUGGAUAAACUAAAACAAGAACCUGACGAUGAAAAGGUGGAUAUUAUGAUACCUGAGGUGUUGCCUGAUGAAGAUGAAUCCGUUAGUUCAGAAGACGAGAAUGAGUACUUUCCUCCUCCCGGUCUUCUUAUUCCAGGGUUUUAUGCACCCUCAAAUGACAUUGCCAAGACAAAUGGACUUGCUAUACUGUUUCCCAAGAUUGUCCGUGAAUAUGUAAUACCGGAGCCAGAGUUUCUGCCACCACACGUAUUGGUUUUACUCGACAUUACAAAAAGGCAUAAGGCAGUGAUAAUCUUGUCUAAAUACAGACAGGCGAUAAUACACAUGGGUAUAUUCAAGUUAACAACAGCUUACAACGCAUAUCAUAUUGCAUUCAGCGUUAAGCAAUACGAUUCUUUGAAUUCUUCGUAUGAUGUUGAGAAUGUCAACAUAGCGUUUAUGAUUUCAACUAACAAUGACCUGGCAUUGCUAGAGUUGAUGGACAUUAGUCCUUCGUAUGUUAGUAAGGACGAGGUUGUCGGAGAAGAGGAAUGCGGUGCAAUAUUUCCAGUGGAUUAUGGCGACAAUUACCCGGAAUUUGAAGACUUUGAUGUUUCUGAAAGCAUCCCAUAUUAA